AGAGAUCAAGGGGGUGUCAUUCUAUUGACAGGACAAUUGUAAGGCAUUCCCCCCUGCGCGGAGGAGAGCGAACAGGGAAGCGCACCGACACUGGCAGCAGCAGCGCUCCAUCCUCUCUGAUAAAGGUCUAUACUUCUGGAAGAGGUUCCUGCAAAAAGGCCGGCCCAUCCUCCCGAUUCUCUCCCGGACCCUCCUCUCAUCCGGAGCCAUAAAAUGAGCAGCGCCCACCCGAGGCUCACCCAGAGCGGAGCAGCGGCAGCAGGAGCAGCUUCAUCAGCCGGGGCGGAUCCAGCAGAGAUGCCGGCUACGGAGAAGGACCUGGCGGAGGACGCGCCGUGGAAGAAGAUCCAGCAGAACACCUUCACCCGCUGGUGUAACGAGCACCUGAAAUGUGUCAACAAGCGGAUCGCCAACCUGCAGGUGGACCUGGGAGACGGGCUGCGGCUCAUCGCCCUGCUGGAGGUCCUGAGCCAGAAGAAGAUGUACCGCAAGUACAACCAGAGACCUACCUUCCGCCAGAUGCAGCUGGAGAACGUGUCCGUGGCCCUGGAGUUCCUGGACCGGGAGAACAUCAAGCUGGUCUCCAUAGACAGCAAAGCUAUUGUAGAUGGGAACCUCAAGCUCAUCCUGGGUCUCAUCUGGACCCUUAUUCUGCACUAUUCCAUCUCCAUGCCCAUGUGGGAUGAAGAAGAGGAUGAAGACGUUAAACAGAAGACACCUAAGCAGAGGCUUUUGGGAUGGAUCCAGAAUAAGCUGCCCCAGCUACCCGUCACCAACUUCAGCAGGGACUGGCAAAGUGGCAAAGCUCUGGGUGCCCUGGUUGAUAGCUGUGCUCCUGGUUUGUGCCCUGACUGGGAUUCCUGGGACACCAGCAAACCUGUGGAGAAUGCACGUGAAGCCAUGCAGCAGGCCGAUGAUUGGCUGGGAAUUCCUCAGGUCAUCACUCCAGAGGAAAUCGUUGAUCCCAAUGUGGAUGAGCACUCUGUCAUGACCUACUUGUCCCAAUUCCCCAAAGCCAAACUGAAGCCUGGAGCUCCCCUCAGACCCAAACUCAACCCCAAGAAAGCCAGAGCUUAUGGACCAGGUAUUGAACCAACUGGCAACAUGGUGAAGAAACGUGCAGAAUUCACAGUAGAGACCAUCAGUGCCGGCUCUGGUGAGGUUAUUGUUUAUGUAGAGGAUCCAGCAGGACACAAAGAAGAGGCAAAAGUGACUGCAAACAAUGACAAGAAUAGGACCUUCUCUGUGUACUACAUUCCCAAAGUUACUGGGAUGCACAAGGUUACUGUUCUGUUUGCUGGCCAACACAUCGCCAAGAGCCCCUUUGAAGUGAAUGUUGACAAAUCCCAAGGGGACGCCAGUAAAGUAACCGCACAGGGACCCGGACUUGAGCCCGCUGGAAACCUUGCUAAUAAGUCCACCUACUUUGAAAUCUUCGCAGCAGGCGCUGGUCUUGGCGAUGUGGAGGUAAUUAUUCAGGACCCGUUUGGGAAGAAAGAUACAGCAGAUGUCCAGCUGGAGGAUAAAGGCAGCAGCACUUACCGCUGCACCUACAAACCUACCGUGGAAGGAGUUUACACCAUCUUCAUAACAUUUGCUGGAAGUCAGAUUCCCAAGAGCCCAUACACGGUCAAUAUUGGGCAAGCUUCAAACCCCACUGCCUGUCGUGCUGUGGGCCGUGGCUUGCAGCCAAAGGGUGUACGUGUGAAGGAGACAGCCGACUUCAAGGUCUACACCAAAGGAGCAGGAAGUGGAGAACUUAAAGUCAUCAUCAAGGGACCAAAGGGAACUGAGGAACGUGUUAAACAAAAGGAUCUGGGUGACGGGGUCUAUGCCUUUGAGUACUUUCCUACCACCCCUGGAAAUUACACUGUAACAAUUACAUGGGGAGGACAGCACAUCCCAAGAAGUCCAUUCGAAGUGAAGGUUGGCACAGAAUGUGGGCACCAAAAAGUACGUGCAUGGGGUCCCGGUCUGGAAGGAGGAGUUGUUGGAAAAUCUGCAGACUUUGUGGUUGAAGCCAUUGGUGAUGAUGUUGGUACUUUAGGAUUUUCUGUGGAAGGACCAUCUCAAGCCAAGAUUGAGUGUGAUGACAAAGGAGAUGGCUCAUGUGAUGUGCGUUACUGGCCACUGGAGGCUGGAGAAUAUGCUGUUCAUGUUUUGUGUAACAACGAAGAUAUAAAACUGAGCCCCUUCAUGGCGGAAAUUAAACCUGCCCCCAAAGACUUCUAUCCAGAGAAAGUGAAAGCCUAUGGGCCUGGGUUGGAGAAGACUGGAUUGGCUAUUAACAAACCAGCUGAAUUUACAGUUGAUGCCAAACAUGGAGGCAAGGCUCCACUCAAUGUGUCUGUGCAAGAUGGUGAAGGAAGCCCAGUUGAGGUCACCACAAAGGAUAACGGCAAUGGAACUUACAGCUGCAGCUACAUUCCAAAGAAACCAUUAAAGCACACUGCUGUGAUAUCCUGGGGAGGGGUCAAUAUUCCAAACAGCCCCUUCAGGAUGACCAUCGGGGCUGGCAGCCAUCCCAACAAAGUGAAAGUUUACGGACCUGGUGUGGCAAAGACUGGUAUGAAGGCACAUGAGCCCACAUAUUUUACCGUGGACUGCACAGAAGCUGGUCAAGGGGAUGUCAGCAUUGGCAUUAAAUGUGCUCCUGGAGUAGUAGGACCAGCAGAAGCUGACAUAGACUUUGACAUCAUCAGGAAUGAUAAUGACACUUUCACAGUGAAAUAUACUCCACCGGGAGCUGGAAGCUACACAAUCAUGGUUCUGUUUGCUGGCCAGGCCACUCCUACAAGUCCUAUUCGCAUUAAAGUUGAUCCAUCCCACGAUGCCAGCAAAGUGAAGGCUGAUGGUCCAGGCUUGAACAAGAGUGGUGUGGAAAUUGGAAAGCCCACUCACUUCACUGUUAACACAAAGGCAGCUGGCAAAGCCAAACUAGAUGUCAAUUUUACUGGGCCAGCCAAGGGUGAUGCUGUGAAGGACUUUGACAUCAUUGAUAACCUUGACAACUCUUACACUGUGAAGUACACCCCAGUACAACAGGGUAAUUUAGGAGUGAAUGUUACUUACGGUGGCGAUCACAUUCCAAAGAGCCCAUUCCCUGUUGGCAUUGCCCCUACUCUGGACCUCAGCAAAAUCAAGGUUUCUGGACUUGGAGACAAGGUGGAAGUUGGAAAGGACCAAGAAUUUACAGUGAAAUCCAAAGGUGCUGGUGGGCAAGGCAAAGUGGCUACUAAGAUCACAGGCCCAUCUAACAAGUCGGUUCCUUGCAAAGUGGAGCCAGGCCUGAGCCCAGACAAUAGUACUGUCAAGUUCAUACCUCGAGAGGAAGGACCUUAUGAGGUUGAUGUGACCUAUGAUGGAGUUCCAGUUCCUGGCAGCCCAUUCCCUGUAGAGGCAGUUCCACCAACCAACCCUUCAAAGGUGAAGGCUUUUGGCCCUGGAUUAAAGGGAGGCAAUGUUGGCGCCCCUGCCCCAUUCACAAUCGAUACUAAAGGAGCUGGCCAGGGAGGCCUUGGCUUGACAGUAGAAGGGCCUUGUGAAGCAAAGAUAGAAUGUCUCGACAAUGGUGAUGGCACAUGUUCAGUCAACUAUCUGCCAACACAGCAUGGUGACUACAACAUCAAUAUUCUCUUUGCUGACAAACACAUUCCUGGCUCUCCUUUUAAGGCAAAGAUUGAGCCUUGCUUUGACCCUACCAAGGUGACCUGUUCUGGCCCAGGUCUAGAACAAGCUCAGGUUGGGGAAUCUGGCACAUUCAAUGUGGACUGCUCUAAUGCUGGAAGUGCUGAGUUGACCAUUGAAAUUAUCUCGGACACUGGAAUGCAGGCAGAGGUUCAUAUCCAGGACAAUGGAGAUGGCACAUACACCAUCACGUACAUCCCAUUAUACCCAGGCAUUUACACUAUUACCAUCAAGUAUGGAGGACAGAUGGUGCCAAAUUUUCCCAGCAAAUUGCAAGUUAAACCAGCAGUUGACACAUCUGGUGUUAAAGUCUAUGGACCUGGAGUUGAAGGAAAAGGCGUUUUCAGAGAAGCCACUACAGACUUUAAUGUGGAUGCUCGAGCCCUGUCUAAAGCUGGAGGGCCACAUGUUAAAACAAGAGUGUCUAAUCCUUCUGGUAACUUCACUGAUGCUUUUGUUCAGGACAAUGGUGAUGGUACUUACAAGGUGGAAUAUACUCCUUAUGAAGAAGGUGUUCAUUCUGUAGAUGUCACUUACGAUGGAAAUCCCACACCAAACAGCCCUUUCAGGGUCCCUGUAACAGAAGGUUGCGAUCCAAGCAGGGUGAGAGUUCAUGGCCCUGGUAUUCAGAAUGGAACAACAAACAAGCCCAACAAGUUUACAGUUGAAACAAGGGGAGCUGGCACUGGUGGACUUGGACUGGCUGUUGAAGGUCCAUCUGAGGCAAAGAUGUCCUGCACAGAUAACAAGGAUGGCAGUUGUUCUGUGGAAUACAUUCCAUAUGAGCCAGGCACUUACAGCUUAAACGUCACCUAUGGUGGUCACCAGGUUCCUGGAAGUCCCUUCAAGGUUCCAGUUACUGAUGUUGUUGAUAGUAGCAAAGUGAAGUGUUCUGGUCCAGGAUUGAGCCCAGGACUUGUCAGAGCAAAUGUCCCACAAUCCUUCACAGUUGACACAAGCAAAGCCGGUGUUGCUCCACUGCAAGUUAAAGUGCAAGGACCAAAGGGUCUUGUGGAACCUGUGGAGGUUGUAGAUAAUGGUGACGGAACUCAGACUGUUAACUAUGUGCCUAGCCGUGAGGGGCCAUACAACAUUGCUGUGCAGUAUGGUGAUGACGAGGUGCCACGCAGCCCAUUUAAAGUGAAGGUUUUGCCUACUCACGAUGCCAGCAAGGUGAAAGCUAGUGGACCAGGAUUAAACACUACUGGUGUGCCAGCCAGUUUGCCUGUAGAAUUUACCAUUGAUGCCAAGGAUGCUGGCGAAGGUCUCCUUGCUGUACAGAUCACUGAUCCCGAAGGCAAACCAAAGAAGGCUACCAUCCGUGACAACCAAGAUGGCACCUAUACAGUGUCCUAUGUGCCAGAUAUGACUGGACGGUACACUAUUCUCAUCAAAUAUGGAGGCGAUGAGAUCCCAUACUCUCCUUACCGUAUUCGUGCUGUUCCAACAGGAGAUGCCAGCAAAUGCACAGUGACAGUGUCAAUCGGAGGUCACGGGCUAGGUGCCGGCGUCGGACCCACAAUCCAAAUUGGCGAGGAGACUGUAAUCACAGUUGAUGCCAAGGCAGCUGGCAAGGGUAAAGUGACAUGUACUGUGUGCACACCAGACGGCACUGAGGUAGAUGUGGAUGUAGUAGAAAAUGAAGAUGGAACCUUUGACAUUUUCUACACUGCUCCUCAGCCUGGCAAAUACGUGAUCUGUGUGCGCUUUGGAGGGGAACACAUCCCAAACAGCCCUUUCCAGGUUACGGCUCUGGACGGCGAGCAAAUGAUGCCUCAGCAGAUGGUUCAGCAGCAGUUACCCCCAACUUACGCAUACCCGGGCAUGCAGCAACCCUGGGCUACAGACCGCCCUGUUAUGGGUGUGAAUGGACUGGAUGUUGCAGGGCUAAGGCCUUUUGAUCUGGUUAUUCCUUUUACCAUUAAGAAAGGGGAGAUCACAGGUGAAGUCCGUAUGCCCUCUGGGAAGGUGGCAAAGCCUGAUAUCACUGACAACAAAGAUGGAACAGUCACUGUAAGAUAUGCUCCUACUGAAGCUGGCCUUCAUGAGAUGGACAUAAAGUAUGAUGGCCUUCACAUCCCAGGAAGCCCAUUGCAGUUUUAUGUGGAUUAUGUCAACAGUGGCCAUGUCACUGCCUAUGGCCCAGGAUUGAUUCAUGGCACAGUGAAUAAACCCGCUGUAUUUACAGUGAACACUAAGGAUGCUGGUGAAGGUGGCCUUUCACUGGCCAUUGAGGGUCCUUCUAAAGCGGAGAUUAGCUGUACAGAUAACCAAGAUGGAACAUGUAGUGUGUCUUAUUUUCCUGUCCUUCCGGGAGACUACAACAUCCUUGUCAAGUACAACAACAAGCAUAUUCCCGGCAGUCCAUUCGUUGCCAAAAUUACCGGUGAUGACACAAUGCGCAUGUCUCAGCUGAAAGUUGGGUCUACUGCUGAUAUCCCUCUGAACAUCACAGAAACUGAUUUGAGCCAGCUAACGGCCACAGUGACUUCUCCCUCAGGCAGAGAAGAGCCUUGUCACCUCAAGAGACUCCGCAAUGGACACAUUGGUAUCUCAUUUGUGCCCAAGGAGACUGGAGAGCACAUAGUCAGCAUUAAGAAGCAUGGGCAGCAUAUCCCCAACAGUCCCAUCACUGUGAUGAUCAGCCAGUCAGAGAUUGGUGAUGCCAGUCGGGUGGUGGUCUCUGGCCAGGGUCUGACUGAAGGGAGGACUUUUGAACCAGCAGAGUUCAUCAUUGACACAAGAGAAGCAGGAUAUGGUGGCCUCAGUCUGUCUAUUGAAGGGCCCAGCAAAGUUGAUAUUAACACUGAGGAUCUGGAAGACGGCACCUGCAAAGUUACCUACUGCCCAACCGAGCCUGGAAACUACAUCAUCAAUAUAAAGUUUGCUGAUCAGCAUGUGCCAGGCAGUCCAUUCUGUGUCAAAGUGACGGGUGAAGGAAGGAUGAAGGAGAGCAUCACCCGCAGGAGAACGGCACCAUCUGUUGCCAACAUUGGUAGUCAGUGUGACCUCAGUCUGAAAAUACCUGAAAUCAGCAUCCAUGACAUGACUGCCCAGGUCACAAGUCCAUCUGGCAAGAUUCACGAUGCAGAAAUCAUGGAGGGCGAGAACAACACCUACUGUAUCCGAUUUGUUCCAAAGGAGAUGGGAGUUCACACAGUCAGUGUAAAGUACAAGGGCCAGCAUGUCCCAGGCAGUCCCUUCCAGUUCACUGUAGGGCCUCUGGGUGAAGGAGGAGCACACAAGGUGCGAGCUGGUGGCCCUGGAUUGGAGAGAGCAGAGGUUGGAACCCCAGCGGAGUUCAGUAUUUGGACACGAGAAGCCGGUGCUGGAGGUCUCUCCAUUGCUGUGGAAGGACCCAGCAAAGCUGAAAUUGCAUUUGAAGACAGAAAAGAUGGAUCUUGUGGAGUGUCCUAUAUCGUGCAGGAGCCAGGAGAUUAUGAAGUUUCUGUCAAGUUUAAUGAUGAACACAUCCCGGACAGCCCGUUUGUGGUUCCAGUGGGCUCCACGUCAGAUGAUGCUCGCCGACUCACUGUUUCUAGUCUUCAGGAGUCAGGGUUAAAGGUCAACCAACCAGCCUCUUUUGCAGUAAGUCUUAAUGGUGCCAAAGGAGUUCUAGAUGCCAAAGUUCACAGUCCCUCUGGGGCUUUGGAGGAGUGCUGGGUGACAGAAAUCGAUGAAGAUAAAUAUGCUGUACGCUUUAUUCCUCGUGAGAAUGGGCUCUAUCUUAUCGAUGUCAAGUUCAAUGGCUCUCACAUCCCUGGCAGCCCCUUCAAAAUCCGUGUUGGAGAUCCUAGCCAGGCUGGUGAUCCAGGAAUGGUGUCUGCUUAUGGUGCAGGAUUAGAAGGUGGCACCACAGGAAAUGCUGCAGAGUUUAUCGUCAAUACCACAAAGGCAGGUGCUGGGGCCUUGACUGUUACGAUUGAUGGUCCUUCUAAGGUCAAAAUGGAUUGCCAGGAGUGUGCAGAGGGCUACAAGGUCACAUAUACUCCAAUGGCUCCUGGAAGCUACCUGAUCUCAAUAAAGUACGGUGGUCCUUAUCACAUUGUGGGAAGCCCAUUCAAAGCAAAGGUUACUGGGCCUCGCUUGGUAACAAGCCACAACCUUCAUGAGUCCUCUUCAGUGUUUGUAGACUCUGUCACAAAAUCAGAGGCCUUUACACAACAAGGAGCCUUACCUAGAGUGUCAUCAGAUGCAAGCAAAGUAGUUGCAAAGGGUCUUGGUCUGAACAAAGCCUUUGUUGGUCAGAAGAAUUCAUUCACGGUAGACUGCAGCAAAGCUGGUAACAACAUGCUGCUUGUUGGGGUCCAUGGACCAAAAACCCCAUGUGAAGAGAUUGUGGUUAAACAUCUUGGAAACCGGUUGUACAAUGUUACGUACCUCCUGAAGGACAAGGGUGAUUACAUCCUGGUGGUCAAAUGGGGAGAUGAGCACAUUCCAGGCAGCCCAUACCAUGUGUCUGUGCCUUAAUCCACCACCCAACAUUAUCCCCUCGUCCUGACUCCAAACCCCCCUUACCCCUGUGUGCAUGUCCGAUGUACAGCUGCCCUACUUUCAACCUCCCUAUCACAGGGUUUCAGAGGUCACCUCGGGUAUGGGGGUCUUGCUUAGCUGGUUCCGAGUUUAUGCAAUGGCCAUAUUAACCCCCCCGUGGCACUGAAGGGGCAAAGUGUGAACGGGUGCAUUAGGUCAUAUUGUGAGGGUAGAGGCAUGGUCAGUCAUGCUGGAGAGCAGCUUUAUGGUGAACCUGGCACUUUUUUAAGGAAAAAUUCUGUAGUCCUCUUGGAGAUAGCUGCUAACAGUCAAGGGCCAUCCCCUGCCCUCAAAGGGCUGCUUUGUACAGUAUACCAUAUGCUCCCGUGUGCUACAGUGCCCCCUUGUAAUUGUUUACAUGUUCUGCCUUACCUUUAAAUUGUUGUAAGGGAUAAGGGAUUUCUUAGAUGGCAAUAAGGAUUUAAUGGGAGAGCAGGAGACCUGAUGAAGCAUCGAUUACUAAUGUAGCCUUUUAAAACUCCUCCCAAAGUCCCUUGCUAGUAUUUUUAUAUAUAUUUUUCUAAACCCUUUGGAGUGCUCUAGCGUUUCAGAAGUAAGAGCAUUCCAGUAGAUGAAAACAUUAUAAGCAACCACUACCUUUUUAGACUGCAGAUCACUAAAGUUGUGCUGGUCCUAUUUUUGUCCUUGCCUUUAAGCAGAGAAGAUCCCCUCUUUUGCUGGGGUCUGUCUCCCCUCACCCUUCUGUUGAUCUGUCUGUCUGUUUUUAAUGUUGUCCUGAGAUGCUUCAUUGGGUUGCUGGCUGGUUCACCUACCAAAGGCCACUCCAAUUGGUUUGCUAACCAAAUCUUGACUUCACUUUUUUUUUUCCAAAAAUAAAGAAUUUUUUUUUGUUUUGUGCACGACUACAGUACUUUGCUCUUAAUGAAUAACAAUAAAGUUCUGCUUUUAAUCCUCA
Rana temporaria (common frog) is the source of this 9136-nucleotide messenger RNA. It is a transcript of the gene FLNA, whose product is annotated as filamin A. NCBI's taxonomy places the organism in Eukaryota, Metazoa, Chordata, Amphibia, Anura, Ranidae. The transcript is spliced from 48 exons. The record is from RefSeq and is a predicted model, not a curated record. Gene Ontology annotation, biological process: actin cytoskeleton organization. The coding region runs from base 214 to 8157 and encodes 2647 amino acids. Gene Ontology annotation, molecular function: actin filament binding.